Molecule: messenger RNA, 1744 nt
Organism: Culicoides brevitarsis
Lineage: Eukaryota; Metazoa; Arthropoda; Insecta; Diptera; Ceratopogonidae
Gene: Cht2
Product: probable chitinase 2
Exons: 6
Coding region: 201-1640 (479 amino acids)
Biological process (GO): carbohydrate metabolic process; chitin catabolic process
Cellular component (GO): extracellular region
Molecular function (GO): chitinase activity; chitin binding
Source: RefSeq, a predicted model, not a curated record
AGGGCGUACUGUCGUCGUCGCGCUUCGUCUUUUUAAUUAAAAAGAACUUUUUUUUAAUUCAAGUGUUUUAAAAAAAUAUUUUCAUUGUUGCAAGUUUGAAAACAAUUGCAGCAAAAAUUCUACGAAACAAAAAAUUUAUAAAAAAAAAUUUAAAUAAAUUCCCAUGCAAUCCCUGGAUAAAUAAACAAAAAAAUUGAAUCAUGCUUCUAACGAUAAGAAAUUUCUUGCUCGCCGCUAUCGUUGCUCUUCAAAUUUAUGAAUCAACGCAACUUGGUCCGAAACACAACAAAGUCGUUGUUUGUUACGUGAGUACAUGGGCAGUUUACCGUCCCUCGAAAGGGAGUUUCACACUCGACGACAUCGAUCCCACGCAAUGCACUCACCUCAUUUACGCAUUUGCCGGACUUGACAUCAUGCAGAAUCACAUAAAAUCUCUCGAUCCAUGGCAAGACUUGCCCGAUGACUAUGGAAAGGAUGGAUUUAAUACGUUGACGAAGCUGAGGAACAAUUAUCCGCAUCUCAAAAUUACCUUGGCUAUCGGAGGUUGGAAUGAAGGCUCCGUCAACUACUCGAAACUCGCUUCAGAUCCCGAACGUCGUUCAACUUUCGUCAAACAAUCCCUCGAAUUCAUCCGCAAGUACAAAUUUGACGGUCUCGACUUGGAUUGGGAAUACCCGGCAAAUCGUGGCGGCAAUCCCGAAGACAAGGAAAAUUUCGUUCAUCUCGUGCGCGAAUUGAAAACCGAAUACCAGAAAUAUGGCUUGAUCGUGACUUCCGCAAUUGGCGCCGCGAAAAAUACCAUCGACACUGCUUACGAUAUUCCCGAGUUGUCGAAAUAUUUGGACUUUUUGCACAUCAUGUGUUACGAUUAUGGCGGUGCGUGGGAUAAGCGCGUUACGGCAAAUGCCCCCUUGAAGAAUGACGGAGUGCUGAGUGUUGAAUAUACGAUCGAAUAUUUGAUGCAACUUGGAGCGCCGGCAUCGAAAAUUGUCGUUGGACUUCCGUUUUAUGGCAGAACUUUCAUUUCGGAGCUGGAAGGACGAUUGGGAGAUUCAGCAGAUAGCGUUGGCUUCAAAGGUCCGUACACGAAUGAGAAUGGGUUCAUGGGUUAUAACGAAAUUUGCUCCGCUUUGGAGAACUCGACGUUCAAUUGGACCAAAGAAUGGCACGAUGACAGCUCGGAAAUGGUUGCGCGGUAUUUGGAUCCCGUCACAGGCAAAGGACAUGCCGUUACUUAUGACACCACACGAUCAAUUGCCAACAAAAUACGUUUUGUUGUGAGAAAAGAUCUCGCUGGAGCUAUGUCAUGGAGUAUCGACACCGACGACUUUAAAGGCAUUUGCCCCGAAGAAACCGACACAUACGUCGAUUUUGGACACUAUCCCGGAGUCAAAUUGAACUUCCCAACCGACAAAAAAGGACGUUUCAAGCUGCUUAAAACCAUCAAUGAGGCAUUUAUCAUCGCCAAUAAUGAAUGGCAACAAGAAAAAGAUCUCGAACUCGCCAAGAAACAAGCAGAAAUGGAUCGCGAAAAUGAAAUUCCGCACGGACCUCAUGAACAUCACAAUGCCGGAAGCGUUUCGCGAGCCUUUUUGGGUGUUGUGGUACUGCCAUUUGUGUUACUCAUCGCUGCGCUGUGAAAAAAUGCUCGAUAAUUAUGAUAAAAAUUGAUAAAGAGUUAGAAUGUGACAAAGACAAAAUUUUAAUAAAUUUAAUAAAAAUCACGAAAUUAUAAGAAAUUUAA